AUGGCUCGAGCACCUGGCGGCGCCCGGCGGCGGGGCGGAGGCAGCGGCAGGAGGGACGCGGCGGCGGGCGGGGGCGAGGCGGUGCGGAAGGGGCACUGGACGGCGGAGGAGGACGCGGUGCUGCUGGAGCACGUGCGCGUGCACGGGCCCCGGGACUGGAGCUCCAUUCGAUCCAAAGGCUUCCUACCGCGCACCGGCAAGUCCUGCCGCCUCCGCUGGGUGAACAAGCUCAGGCCAGACCUCAAGACUGGCUGCAAGUUCUCUGCAGAGGAGGAGCGGGUGGUGCUGGAGCUGCAGGCGCAGUUCGGGAACAAGUGGGCGAGGAUCUCCACCUACUUGGCGGGCAGGACGGACAACGACGUCAAGAACUUCUGGAGCACCCGCCAGAAGCGGUUCGCCAGGCUGCUGGGAACGCCUCUCCGCGGCCGGUCCAGCAGGAGCAGGAGCGCCAGGGCGCAGGCGCCUGUUGCCUCCUCUCUGGAGUCGCGACCCGCCACCGUGGUUCCCUGCCUGGAUCAAGUUCCAUUGGAGGGCAGCUCCUCUGGUGUUCACCCAUGCAGAGCAGCAAUACCAUUCAUGGACGCGCAGAAAGUUCCAUUGGAGGGCAGCUCCUCCGGUGUCCACCCAUGCAGCGCAGCAACACCAUUCAUGGACGCGCAGAGUGCUGCACUAGCCCCGUACGAUUGGGCAGGCUCCGGGUUUGUCAGUUUCGACGGAGCACUGCCGCUGGCCUCCGACAGCCACGCGUGCUCGUCGUCAAACGCUGCCGCACUGCCACCACUGCUGCCGUUGGACCAGCCUCCGUGCCCUCUGCUCGACUUCCCAGGGCUACCGGCGGCGGGCUGGAACAUGGCUCCUGGGUUCGCCAAUGCCGGCGCUAUGGACCAUCUCGCCUUCCAGGAGCUGCUGCCGGUGACGCAACCCGCUCCAAAGAUGCUCCCGUUCUUCGGCACAGAGUGCCCGCACGGCGGCGUCAAGUCCGAGCUUCCGGACGCGGCGCCCGACAACUUCUUCGACGACCUGCCGCCGGACAUGUUCGACUCCCUUGAUCAACCGCCCCCGCCACUGUCACCGCCUGCGACGAGCUCUGGAUUUUGA
This is a messenger RNA of Miscanthus lutarioriparius, 1098 nucleotides long. The record is from the annotation of a GenBank genome assembly. Lineage: Eukaryota; Viridiplantae; Streptophyta; Magnoliopsida; Poales; Poaceae.